CAGGCCUAGAUUGCGCUCAAACGACGCACGCUGAUUACGAGUCGACAGUACCACUCCUGCACACCAACGACGAGGGCGGAGAACAAAGCAAUCUGACGGCCCCUCGAGCUCCCCAAAUCCAAUUGCCUCAAUUGAACUGUCGCAGGCAGUCGCAUUCUCAGUCGCAGGCUCGAGCGCGGUGUCACUGUGGAGCCCUUGCCCAAAACAAACUGCCUCUUCCAUCCACCACGGCAGGGGCACUCGUUCUCAUUUCCGCCACAGCGAGCAUAUCUUUCCGCAGCUGAAACCUUUUGUCGGCCCAUGAAACCUUUUGUUAGCCCACCCCCAUGCCUCUACCACAAUUGCCGACCUCUUCAAAGUUUUAAUUCCUCUGUCAGUCGUUGAGGUCGAGUCUCGAGUUGGCUGGUUGCUCUCCACGGCGACGCUGCGAAUCCUCCGUCGUCUUUCGCAGCAACCCCACAUCCGCACCGUGGGUCCACGUUGCGCGCCUCCCACCAUGGACUCCGCUGGCAACCUCAUCCUCGUCGCCCACGAUGUCUAUGCCCGGAGCGGCGGCGUGAGCUCUGACGCCUCCAAACGACCUCCCAUAUACAAAAUCGUCGGACUAAUACUAGCAAUCUCCUCUGGCCUAUUCAUUGGAGUCUCCUUCGUUCUGAAGAAGCUUGGCUUGCUCAAGGCCAAUGUCAAGUACAAUGAAGAGGCCGGUGAGGGCUACGGCUACCUCAAGAAUGUCUGGUGGUGGUCUGGCAUGACCCUGAUGAUCAUCGGAGAAAUCUGCAACUUCGUCGCCUACGCAUUCGUUGACGCUAUUCUCGUUACUCCGCUAGGGGCUUUGUCAGUCGUCGUUACCACAAUUCUAUCUGCCAUAUUUCUCAAAGAGCGGCUGAGUUUCGUGGGGAAGGUUGGAUGCUUCAAUUGCAUAAUUGGAUCCGUCGUCAUCGUUAUCAACGCGCCGUCACAGUCGGCCGUUGCCGAUAUUCAGGACAUGAAGAAGCUGGUCAUCGCCCCUGGAUUCCUCAGCUACGCAGGAGUUAUCAUCGUUGGAUGUGUUGUUAUUGCUCUCUGGUUAGGACCCAAGUACGGCAAGAGGUCCAUGAUGGUCUAUCUCAGCAUUUGCAGUCUCAUUGGAGGACUGAGCGUUGUGGCUACCCAAGGUCUCGGUGCUGCAAUUGUGGCUCAGAUUGGAGGAAAGUCGCAGUUCAAGGAGUGGUUCCUGUAUGUUCUGCUCGUAUUCGUGAUCUCGACAUUAGUUACCGAGAUCAUCUAUCUCAAUAAAGCUCUGAAUCUCUUCAACGCCGCCCUCGUCACCCCUACCUAUUAUGUCUUCUUUACCUCGUCCACUAUCGUCACCUCCGCCAUCCUUUUCCAGGGCUUCAAGGGCACUGCUGCAACCAUCUCCACCGUCAUUAUGGGCUUCCUGCAAAUCUGCACUGGAGUAGUCUUACUGCAGCUCUCCAAAUCAGCCAAAGAUGUUCCUGACGCCGCUGUGUUCAAGGGCGAUCUCGACCAGGUUCGAACCGUUGCCGAGCAAGAAGAGCCGGAGUAUGAGCCAAGAGCAGAUACAAUUCGUGGUGGCGGUGCGAUCCUGCGGUCGCUCUCCAAGGCGAGGACCGAGAAGCAAGCCAUGGAGGCAAAGAGGCUUCACGAAGAGCAGAUGGAGCCCAUUGGAGAAAAUGAACAGGUCGAGUGGGACGGCCUGCGUAGGCGGAAAACUGUCGUGGAACCCGGUCAAACACAAACUCUCAUUCGACAUAAGACGAUCCAUCCACCCCUAGGAAUGACGCACUUCCCUACUUCAGAUGACGAGUCAGACAACGAAUCCGACAUCCACCCCGGCUUCUUCCGGCGCCUGCGAUCGAGAGGGAAAUCAAGGGAUGGCCACCACCCCGUGCAACCAUCCCCAAUUGGACUCAGUUCUCUUCCCCCGCAACCAGGAUCCACCGAUGGAGCCGCAGACUCAAAUUCAGAGAAAGAACACAUAUACGGCCUACCCCCCGGCCUACAGAAAGAACUGCAAGCAGACACCUCAUACAAACCCCACGAAACAACUAUCCAAUUCGCACCCAUUGCUUCCCCACCAAACCAAGAUGGCCAGAAAUCCCGCGAUUCGCUCCAUCCGCCAAAACCUCCACCUCAUACGGCGAAGCGUCAAUUUUCAUUCCAGAAUGUAUUUCAUCGCCACCGCUCGGGGUCCACGGGUGAAGGCGAGACCAGUGGAGUGAGGCCAACGAGCAGACAUAGUCGCAAAACGAGUCGAGAUAAGAGCACCCUCGCGACCGAAGAGGAGCGGCUUGGCCUUGUAAAAGGAGAUUCACAAAACCUUCUUUCGAUACCGCGGCGAGAACACAGCCCCGCCGCGUACUCCGACAUAGACGAAGAUUGGCAGAUAGCAAGUCGAGACACCUCACCUGCACGCGGGAAUUUGAGUCCCAGAGGUGGAGGCUUGGUUACCGUGCCUAGUGGAUCUAGUCUUCCGGAUUUCGCAUUCGAGGGGAGGGGCCAGAGGACGGCGAGGAGGGUCGAGACGGAGGAGAGUGAUAGUGGAAGCGGAAGGGAAUAUGACAAGGAUGUUGAGAAGGGAGGGGAUGGGGGUUCGGGCGCUUUUAUCUAAGCGAGACUUGGUUCUGGAUGCGAUGCCUGAGCUGGGCUAGGCGUAAGUCUCCUUGUCACUUUCCUAUGGGUGUCUGGCAAGUUCACGUCUGUCCAUACUUUACGCUGCUUCUCUAUCUGUCGGCCCUGGCUUGGAUACAUCAGGCGCCGAUUUUUGGUCUUGUUUGCAUACAUGCAUUUUUGGACGAGGCUGGAGCCCUGGGUCCUGAACUUGGAUAGAGCAUUGUGUAUGAGUUUUUGCGAGGAUCCUGUCUUGUAUAUUACAUGAUACCGACGUUUAUGAUCGCUAGCGGUGUUUUAGUAUUGGGAGAUGGAUUUGGAUAUACCAAAGAGAAAUUGGAUUGGAUAGCGAUCCGAGGCGCUCGGAUAUGGUGAGGAGGGGAUAGGAAAGGAGUAGGGUGUUAGAGUGGGAGCAUACAUCUUGCAUCGUUAUACUAGUGAUGACAUUGAC
Molecule: messenger RNA, 3061 nt
Organism: Lindgomyces ingoldianus
Lineage: Eukaryota; Fungi; Ascomycota; Dothideomycetes; Pleosporales; Lindgomycetaceae
Product: DUF803-domain-containing protein
Exons: 2
Coding region: 497-2611 (704 amino acids)
Biological process (GO): magnesium ion transport
Cellular component (GO): membrane
Molecular function (GO): magnesium ion transmembrane transporter activity
Source: RefSeq, a predicted model, not a curated record